GAGAGCAGAGUGGCGGAGCUGUGUCUUUCUCGAAUACCCGGCUCUGUGUAUGGGAAAGUGGCAGCUGGAAGCCACGCCCGCUAAGUGCAGUUUGCACAGAGCGGGACAGCAAGCGUGUGGUGCUCGGGGACAGGAGCGGUGGGUUUCCUGACACCGCCCCGCAUCUCCCGGUUGAAAAGAUAGAUACGCUUAAGCUCUCAGCCACGCUGGCGCUGCUGGAAACCCAUCUGGCCACGAUCCCCAGGCGCUGGAAGUUCCCACACGCGCGCUGUGGCCAGGCAGCGGCAGCAGCCCGUGCCUGGAGCCAGAGCAAAGAGGGACCAUCGAUGGAAGCGAGCAGGGCUAGGAAGCUCGGUGCUCCGGGCUCCGUUUGUGCAUUUUGAAGUCGAGUCAAGGCUACAAGGGAUGAAAGCAGCCAGAGCAUACAUAGAAAGAAGCGAGGUGGGAGAGAGGCACUGGGACAUGCAGUCCGCAUCCAGCCCCAGGAGUGUCCGGCCUUGCCUCCAGAAUCUGGCGCCUCCGAGGGGAUCCCCCCACCUCUCCGCUCCUAGCUUGCAGGAAAUGAUGGCACACCGCGCUCUGAAAUGAGUACCCCGGAAAAACACCCCUUUCUACCAGGAGAGCAUCCAUCGGGUCACGCAGAGAAAGGAGGUGACUGCUCGCACGGCGCGAGAGAUCCCUUUUGGCUUGGAAACUGACCAGCGAUCUAGACAGCCACCCUCCCCAGCCCCCACUGGCCCGCCCCUGGCAGCUGGACCCAGGAUGCCGGACGAAGCGCCCGAAAACACCCAUUCUGCCUCUGCCAGGGUCUCGUCUUUUUUUAUCGAGAAUUUGCUGGGGACGGAGGGGAAAGAGAGCAGAGAGGAGCGGACGCAGGGAAGCACUGAGGAUGGCCACAAAGAGACGCGGCCGCACGGCGGAAUAGCCGGCAGCCAUUGCGCGCAGGUCUGCUGCCAAGUCUCUCCGUUUGGGUUCAGCUCACAGAGCUAUCCGCUCAGGGAUAGUACAAUGGAGUGGUACCGAAGAGCGCAGGCUAGUUUUAUAGGAUGCGCCAGUCCAGACACCAGUGACCGCGACUCUCCCGAGAUCUCGGAGGAGGCAUCCGCGGGCAGGUCCGGGGGCUGCAGGAAAGAGGCAGACGAUCUGGGCUCGGCCGAGAGGAGAGAGGCGUUCGCUUGCGGCAGCACCAGCCGGGAGGAGGAGGACAAAGGCGAGGAGCCGGACUCCGCCGAGCAGAGGGCCGCGGGCCGCAAGAAGAAAACCCGCACGGUCUUCAGCCGGAGCCAGGUCUUCCAGCUGGAGUCCACCUUCGACAUGAAGCGCUACUUGAGCAGCUCCGAGAGGGCCGGCCUAGCGGCCUCCUUACACCUCACCGAGACGCAGGUGAAGAUCUGGUUCCAGAACCGCCGGAAUAAGUGGAAAAGACAACUGGCUGCAGAUUUGGAGGCGGCCAACCUCUCCCACUCUGCUCAAAGGAUAGUAAGGGUGCCCAUUUUGUACCACGAAAACUCGCCUGCAAGUGCUUUAGGCUUCACCCUGCCUCACGUCUCUCCUCCCCUGGUGGGGUUUUCUAACGCUGUCAGCUACCCCUUGGCCACCUUCCCCGCCGCUUCGGUCCCCUUUCUAAGAUCGCAAAUGACAGGACUCGUCUGAGAAUCCAUCUUUGCAAGGACCUUUCCCCUUCUCUCCCAUCUUCCCCCCGCCUCCCAUCAGCCCUGUUCUCCUCCCCUCCCUCCAGAUUUCUUAUGUUGGCUUAUACCUUUCUUGAUUUUAUGCUUUUGGAUUUUAAAACGUGCAAUAAACAUACUUUGGGGGGAACUGUAAAAAACAAAACAAGAGGAGGAAAACCAUCAACUCACUGCCUGUCACCAGGAUGGCCAUGCCUGUCACGUGCCCAAAGAAAAUACUGUCGCGUGGAAGAGUCUUUCCACACCCCUUUACUUACAAAUUAUCCUUUUAACCCCCUUAGAUUUCGACUAUGGAAACAACACUCUUAUGAAUCGAUUUGUUAAACAGACUUCCGUUGUCCUUAAUCUAAAUGCUCGUCGGAGCGAAUCUAACAUGUAGUCUUUGCUGAGCAUGAGAAGAAUGUAAAGAACGCUACAAACUCUGUGCUGACAGUGACAUAAUGUAAUAUUUGGGGGGAUCCCCUCCUUUUGGGGUAAAUCCUACAGUCCCUUCCUGGGAUGGGAGACGAGAGAACGUUAAGAACAGGCUUCACAACUUAUCCCCGAAUCUUCCUUAGUCUUUCGACAUUUCAUAAAACUACCAGGUUAAAGAGACAGGUGGUGGGAUGGGAGAACUUUGGUCACAGUAGGUUGUAAGGACAUAGGCCGUCAGUUAGGCACACCUAUACUAGCAGGUCUACGAGGCUGAAUUUGGACUUCUUUGGUCACUAGGCUGUAUUGUUUCAUUCUUUAAAGCACAUUUUUUUUAUUUUAAUCUGGCUAUCCCAAAUAAUGCAGGACACAUUUACCGGACGCCCUUUCCCUAGCCCCCCAAAUUUCUCCACAAUCGUGAUACUUCCUGUUUAAUAAGUAAAGAUCAUUUUAUUUCCCGUAUUUUAAUUAUUUCAAUGGUUAAAAAUGUCGGAAGCAUGUGAUAAAAUACCUGCUAUUUCUAAAAAUGAAUGGAUUUUAAUUUUAAACAAUUAUAUAGAAAAAAAAAUCUACACUUCAUUCUGACCAGAAGUAGUUUCUCCCCAGCUCUUCAGAGCUACCGGUUAAUAACCAUGGAAAAAAUACCCGUUUAACAUCUGAUGAUGACCAAAAGUGUCUAAUUACCACUUGUUUUGGUCUGCUGACUAACCUAAAGAAAACACAGCGCGGCUUUACUCUUUCAUAUGGCAAGCUGAGAAUUCUCGCUAGUUUUAUGUAAUUGAUGAAUGAUUGGCACUGGCAAUUAAAAUAAAUCAGACGGCUACAGCCUGGGAAAUUGUAGCUUUAGUUACACAAGCUAAUCUGUAAUGUGAUGUUAUAUCAAGUAUUAUGCAUGCCUAAACUACUUCCCCCCUUGAAGAGUUGUUUUAUUUUUCUCUAUCUCUAUUCACUACUAAAAUUAGUACUGGGUCCAUUAUUAUAACUCAGGGCUGGGGUUCUGGGAUUCCUGAUGUUCUGAAUUUAUGAGAGGAUGGAAAGGAAAGGCUUUGUAAAAUUCAGAUUUGGGGAAAGGUCAAGCUUUCAUCCUGUAUAUUAUGGUAUAAUCAAAUGUAAUUUAAUCUACCAGCUCGGAGCACUAUAUGGCUGUUUAGAGGGGCACAGAUUCUGGUGUGUUUGGAGCAUACAUGUGUGGCCUUUUCAUCUGUAAAGAAAGCGAGUGUUCACUCUUAUUUAUGAUCUUAAAUUAUAUGUUCGACAAGCUAGCCUUAUUUCUUGUUAUGAAAUCAAAUAGAAGUUACAAUGGAGAGAAAUCUGUGAUACAAAACCAAGAAUAAUGCCUUGUUCUGGCUAUAACUUUUCGAUAUUUUGCUCUCUCUAGCCAAAAAUAUAACCCUCGAAGCCUUUUUCCCCAAAUGAAUUGAGAACACUAGCAGCAUCAAGAUUAAUUCACACACCGGAGACGAUCCGGUUUAUGAGACAAGGCUAACUUUUCAUAUUAUUUUCCAUAAGGAUUUAGCUCAAUAUUUAUGGAAGUCUUUAUAUUAGUACUUGUGAACGCCCUUUACUAGCUCGAAGCGAUCCUCACCAGUUUUUAUUUGCAUGGCAGUACGGAAAUCCCUCAACAAUUCUAAAAUAUUGUUCUCGAUUAUAGAGGAGUGUAACGGGGGAUUUGAGGAGAGGAGGUUUUGGAAUGCAGACGAUAAUAAUAAUAAACAACCCCCAAAACUCAACUGUGAGGAACUCAAAUCGGAAUUGACAAUGGCUCUUUGGUGUGGAAAAGACAUUUUAGUUCGCGGGAGAGGAUAUUUAUUGCCUAUGCAACAUCUAUUAUUAUUUCGCAGCGUUUGCUUUGAUUACAUUCGAGACACAGGUUUAGGUGGAAGAAGACAGAUUAUUUCUCUGGCCAUGUUCAACUUCACAAAUCGCUCAGUGUUUCCGACUGGAGUAAAUUAUGAUUCACAAUAAUCAUAUCAAAGUAGAUUGUAAGCCAUCGUGCUACUUAACCACCUGCCACUGUCCACAUGCCUUUUGUUUUGAGUAAUUUAUGAGAUGAUUACUAUACUUCUGGUUCGACUCAAUAUUCUGUUCUUGAGGCAGGCCUAAAAGGAUCGAUAGGAUUUUUUUUAAAUGUGGUUUUGACAUUAGUUUGUUUUUUAAAAGACGUGCUGUUAUAUCAAUAAACAGAUUUUUUCAUACACUGUAUUUGCAGCUAUGAUCGUAGUAAAAUAUUAAAAGGUACAAGACGUGAAUUCAUGUCAGGAAAAAGUUCUUCCUUAUGCUUUAUUUUACAUGUCAGUGCUUUGCAUUACAUUAUUAAGAGUUCUUAUUUGCAAGAAAUAACACGCGCACCCCUCUAGUUUAUUUACAGUGGGAGAUGUGUUACUGUGCAAGCUGACAAGAAUCUACAGGGUUCAGAGAGAGGCCUACAAUAAAACAUUUGCAAACAUUGGGGGGAUAUUAUUAUUCUUCAUUUCCUUCGUUUUAAAUGCAAAUCGAUGUUGCAAAACUUUUACCCCAGGAAAACGCCAUGGAUGUUCAUAGUCUAUAUUUAAGUAAACAUUAAGCGGUAAGGCUAACACGUUGUAGUUCUUCUGCACAUAGACGGAUACCCUAAUGACUUUGUUGACAUAUAUUUAUUUUAUAUCAUGACAUAUAGUGAUAUACGUUGCUACUUGUAGCUCAAAGCAACCUCAGAACAGCCUUAAAAUAAAUCUUGUUGUACUACAGCUGCAACAUUCUUAUGCAAUACUCCCUGGCUGCUGGCAUGUAUUUCAUGAAUAAUGCUACAACCGCUUGGCUAGAUGGCACUCAAGAGGCAAAGCUGAACGCGGAUAAAACUUUUGGAUGUGAAUCUGUACAAAAAGUAGCAAAACGCUUCUGAGCUUCCCUUCGUAAACUA
Pelodiscus sinensis (Chinese soft-shelled turtle) is the source of this 4998-nucleotide messenger RNA. The record is from RefSeq and is a predicted model, not a curated record. NCBI's taxonomy places the organism in Eukaryota, Metazoa, Chordata, Testudines, Trionychidae.